Messenger RNA from Neurospora hispaniola, 497 nucleotides. RefSeq lists its product as uncharacterized. NCBI's taxonomy places the organism in Eukaryota, Fungi, Ascomycota, Sordariomycetes, Sordariales, Sordariaceae. The record is from RefSeq and is a predicted model, not a curated record. The transcript is spliced from 2 exons. The coding region runs from base 1 to 213 and encodes 70 amino acids.
AUGGCAGCAGGCGCGCGCUCUAGGAGACUUGGGAAAACAGAUACACUCGCCCCAGAAGGCGGCCUCCCUAGGGACAAAGUACGGCUGCAACCGCAAACCGGGCGAACCGACAGCCGCUUGGCGCUCUGGAACAGGCAUCUCGACGACCGGAGGCAUGAACUUGUGGUCUUUGGCGAUAGCAAGUCCAAACCAGCUGGCGCGCGCUCCCAGUAGGGGCCCGUUAAACGGCAUAGAAGAUGGGGAAUGGGGAGAAUACCGCGAGGUUGGGCAUGCCAUAUUUGCAUACUGAUACGAAUACUGGCGUUUCGAGAUCGAGGAGCGUCUAUCUUGCAAACCGGCUAGUUGGCGGUUAAGUAGCGCGGGGGUGAUGUAUAUAUAGAAGAGAGUUGCGCGAGGCGACGAACGGGAACGGGACGGAAUACUAGUAGCAUUGCCAACAUCUACGAGUCUUCUUUAUCCGUCUUGUCUUUUUUUUUUUUUUUUUUUUUGGGACUCGG